AUGGAGAAGAAGAAGAAGAUUGGGCAGCUGGUUGGGGUCUUAAUCUCCAUCCCUACUUUCAAAGGGCGUCUACGUCUAGGAUGUAAACUGCACCGCCGCUAUGGAGGAGUCCAAUAUAGAACCACCAAACAACACAUCAAACUAUCCUCCACGGCCUCCGUCGUUUUUAUCAUUACCGGAGGACAUAGUUUUGAGCUGCUUGGCUCGUAUCGAACUCGUACUACCCAAAGCUCUCUCUUGUCUCCAAGAUCUUCCGCUCGUUCGUCCUCUCAAACUGCCUCUAUCAGGUACGAAGCCUACUUAAUACUCAAGAAGAGUGUCUUUAUCUCGGCCUACGGUCACCCGAAUUCAUUGGUACCACUGCCCUCUUCCUAUACUCCUUUCCCACCAUAUUUACCAUGCGAAAAGGUUGGCUCAAAACUUUACAUGAUCGGCGGCCAAGACUACCGCUCCUCGUCCAUGCGGGUCUAUAAUGAGCUGACUGGCAUGUGGAGUAACGCCCCUAGGAUGCUGAUGAAACUACGUAUUGGGGUGAGGUUUUCGACCCAAAGAGUCAAACUUGGGAACCUUUACCGGACCCGCCCUGAGGUCCGUUUCUCUUUAAAUAAAAAGCUCAUACUGAGCCCUGGAAAGAUUUAUGUGACGAUCAAGAAGAAGAAUGUGGAGAGCAAGAAGAAGAAGAAGAAGAAUGUAGAGAGCAAGAACAAGAAGAGGCAGUUUGUUUACCUUUUAAAAGAAAAAAAAUGGGAAGUUGUCGAGGAUCACUUAAGAGUGAUGGAGUGUUGUGUGAUAGAGAACGUAGCAUACUCUUAUGUGCAUAAAAAAUUCUGGUGGUAUGAAACAACCUCGUCAGACGAGGAGAGAUUGGUCAACGGUUUGACUGGACUUGAUGCGUACGUUAUAAAUGAUACCGAAAUUGGUACUUACGGUGGAAAGCUCGUAAUCUUUUGGGACAGUCCUGCCUCGUCUCCUCUUGAUGAAACCAAGGAAAUUUGGUGUGCUGUGAUUUUGCUUGACAAGAGCAUCAGUGGUGAAGUUUGGGGUCAUAUUGAAUCGGUUGGUUUUGUGCUUAGAGUCCCUGUGUCAUACACACUAUGGCGUUGUCUUUAA
Molecule: messenger RNA, 1110 nt
Organism: Camelina sativa (false flax)
Lineage: Eukaryota; Viridiplantae; Streptophyta; Magnoliopsida; Brassicales; Brassicaceae
Source: RefSeq, a predicted model, not a curated record